AUGAGCUCCCCCGACGAGCUGGCGAGGGACACGCCUCCGCCCUACAAACGGCGAAGAACCGGCGACACGCCAUCGUCAGGCUCCAGCUCUCCCGAUGUGCUGGCCGGGAAUCCAGACGACUUUCUGCCUCCCAGGCGAUUGUCGCAGCGCGGCGGAGGCUUGAGCAAAAGUCCAACCAAAACGCCAAAAUAUCUCGGCGACUUCUCUCGCUCACAGUCGCUUUCGCGGCCCCUCUCAGAAUCUGUUCGCCGAUCACGAUCAGCUUCCAGUUCCGAGUCUAGAACGCGCUCACAAACACCCGUACAUUCGUCGCCAUCUCCAACAAGAUCUCCUCGCUCUCGACCGCGCUCGCAGUCCCCCACGUCCUCAAAUCAAUCAAGAUCAGACUCCUUUUCUCCAGAACCGCAACAGCCCACUCCCACACCUCCACGAGAACCUUUCAAGCCCAAUUACAAAGCUCGACUAGCCCUCCAUGGACACACCAAACCAGUCUCGCAAGUGCGCAUAUCCCCCAAUGGCCGCUUCAUCGCCUCUGCCUCUGCCGACGCGACGGUCAAGAUCUGGGAUGCCGCUACGGGAGCUCAUAUGGACACAUUGGUUGGCCACAUGGCCGGCGUGAGCUGCGUGGCAUGGACGCCAGAUAGCAACACGCUGGCAAGUGGCUCGGACGACAAGGCGAUUCGGCUCUGGGAUCGAGUGACAGGGCGGCCGAAGACAACAGCGCGGAAAUCUGCAGGCCAAGAGAUGGCGCCGUUGAGAGGACAUCACAAUUACAUCCACUGCUUGGCUUUUUCGCCAAAGGGCAAUAUCCUGGCCAGUGGAUCCUACGAUGAAGCCGUUUUUCUUUGGGACGUACGUGCAGGAAGGUUAAUGAGAAGUCUUCCCGCCCACAGCGACCCGGUUGCAGGUAUCGACUUUUGCUGUGAUGGUACUUUGGUUGUGAGCUGCUCCACAGACGGAUUGAUCCGUGUAUGGGACACCUCGACCGGCCAAUGCUUGCGAACUCUUGUCCACGAAGACAACCCCGCCGUGAGCAACGUUUGCUUCUCUCCCAACGGCCGCUUCGUCCUUGCUUUCAACCUCGAUAACUGCAUCCGCCUAUGGGACUAUGUUUCUGGAAGUGUCAAAAAGACGUAUCAAGGCCAUCGCAAUGAGAAAUUCUCCAUCGGCGGCUGUUUUGCCAUCCUCAACGGCGAAGCGUUCGUUGCCUCUGCGAGCGAAGAUGGAGAUGUCAUACUCUGGGAUGUCAAGAGCAAGGAGGUGCUUCAGAGAGUACAGGGUCACAAGGGGAUUUGUUUCUGGGUGGACGUCAACGGCGAGACGAUGGUGACCGGAGGACAAGACGGCUCAAUCAGAGUUUAUCGGCAUAUAGGGCCCUCUGAGGGAGUGAAUGGACAUGGGACAAGGAGUCACUCCAAGACCCCGAAUCCGGUCAUGCUGCAGGGAGAGCUGCCAAUUCGACAAGAAGAUGUCAAGCUGGAAGAGGCUUUGAGUUGA
Messenger RNA from Trichoderma gamsii, 1497 nucleotides. RefSeq lists its product as hypothetical. Lineage: Eukaryota; Fungi; Ascomycota; Sordariomycetes; Hypocreales; Hypocreaceae. The record is from RefSeq and is a predicted model, not a curated record. The transcript is spliced from 2 exons. The coding region runs from base 1 to 1497 and encodes 498 amino acids. Gene Ontology annotation, molecular function: histone binding. Gene Ontology annotation, cellular component: Set1C/COMPASS complex.